AUGAACAAGCCAGAAGUCGUUAACGUCCUAGUCGAGAUCAUCUCACGUUAUGACAUUAUACUUAUACAGGAGAUACGUGAUGCAAGUGAAGAGGCUAUCAAUAAACUGCUUGAGCUCGUUAACGAGAACGAUCCAGGUGGAAACUUUGCCAUGCAGCUGAGUCCACGACUGGGGCGCACAAACAGUAAGGAACAAUACGCUUUCCUAUAUAGGGAGAGUAAUGGAAUACACAUCCAGGGAGUGUACGUUUACGACGAUGGCAACGAAACAUUGAGUACAGUCAACAACACCGUGGACACAUUUGAAAGAGAACCUUACAUCAUAUGGUUUAGCUCCGACAGAACUGUCCUGAAGGAGUUUGUCCUUAUUGGCGUCCAUGUGGCACCUGGGGAUGCAGUCGCAGAAAUAAACCACCUGCAGGAUGUUUUCGCUGAUGCUAAGCAAAGAUGGAACAUCGACGACAUAGUCGUAAUGGGCGACUUGAAUGCUGACUGUUCGUACGUGCCACAAAAAUAUUGGGCUAAUAUUCCGCUAAAGCACGAUCCUUCCUACGUGUGGCUUAUUCCCGACGACGACGACACGACUGUAUCAGACUCUGACUGUGCUUACGACAGAUUUAUCAUGACUGGUGAACAGUUUAUCGAAAACCAUGUGAACGGGAGUACCACAGUUUUCCGGUACGAUAUUGAGUAUGGGCUCAACGAAUCUCUUUCAUCCGCCGUUAGUGAUCAUUAUCCCAUUGACUUUUUACUUAAAGAAAAGAAGAUCUGUAGCGAUGGGGCAAGUCUUAGCAGACACGAGUUUCAGGUCACUUUAGUAUCCAUGACCCUGGAUUGUAUCCAACAGAUCGGUUUCCUGUAG
This is a messenger RNA of Mya arenaria, 861 nucleotides long. RefSeq names its product deoxyribonuclease-1-like. Gene Ontology annotation, molecular function: DNA nuclease activity. NCBI's taxonomy places the organism in Eukaryota, Metazoa, Mollusca, Bivalvia, Myida, Myidae. The transcript has 2 exons. Gene Ontology annotation, cellular component: nucleus. The coding region runs from base 1 to 861 and encodes 286 amino acids. The record is from RefSeq and is a predicted model, not a curated record. Gene Ontology annotation, biological process: DNA catabolic process.